UUUAAAUACCUCUCAAUUUUUUCCUUUUAAUUUAUACGUUCAACAUUCGCCGGAAAAAAAAAUGUUUAAAAAUCGAAAAUCUACGUUGCUAGUGAAGAAAUCGUCCGAUCUGACGACGAUUCGCGAAACGGUCAGUGAUGCCACCGCAUCGCCCAGUCAGAAAGUACGUCGGCUGGAAAGUGGCGCCGAACCAACGGAAACGGACGACCCAUUCGGAAGCAGUCAGUUCUCCGUUCCGGCCAGUCAGAUGAACAGCCAGAGGAGGUACCUAUCUCAGCGAAGCAAUCUGCAAAAAUCGCAAAGUGCCCGAACGUCCCGCCGGAUACCGACCAACUACUUCGAGAGUGUGCUGCUCAAAUGUCAGCUGGGCCUAGACGAUCCGACGUCGAUAGUGCUCAAGUGUGAACCGAUAACGUUCGUGAGGACGCUGAGAAGUAUGCUGCAAGGAAGUCCAGAUUAUCCGAGAAAUGUGAAGGAUUUUCUGCAUGGGGUGGAGCAGGUGAGUAAGACCCGGGAUGGAUUCCGGAAGAUGCUCGAGUGUUGUCAGAUGCAGAACCAGACGAGUGGGGAAUUGAAACUGAUCCAGGAGAGUGUGGUGAAGAUGUUGCUUUGUGUGGAAUUUAUGCAAGAGGAUCUGAUCAGGUUGUUGUUUGAGUAUGUGGAACGAGUGGCCGAGGAGGAGGUCGGAGUGAAUAUGAUUAGAUUGGUGCUGUCGCAGAUUAAGUUCAUUGACCACACGGUACAUGGAACGUUAGUUUUCAACAAAUAUUUCGAGGUUUUGGAACGGUCUAAAAACGUGCAACUGCUGAGAGAAGCUGUCGGAUCACUGGAGGAUGUGAUUGAUGUGGCCAAACAGGAUAUGGCUUUUCGUAAGCUUAUGGAGCUGUUUCCAAGGGUGAGAGAUUUGUUCACUGUGAUGAAUGUAACUGUGUUCUGCGAGAUGAGCUUGAGUGGUUCGACGUUGAGACUGACUCGGCAAAAGAUGGUUGAAUUCGUGGAAAGCGGAUGCCCAGUGGAAAUCUACCCGGUGCUGGUGAGAUUUAUGUUAAAGUUCAACAGUAGCGAGAUUGAUGGACUGCAUGAGAAUAUCCAGGAGAUCCGACAGGUCGUGGAUGGACUUGUUCGGCUUUCUUCCGGUGAAAAGUACCUGCGUGAAUGUUUCCAGAUCAUCUAUCAAGCCUUAACGGUUUCGGCCGUUCUCUACGAAGCGUGGAUUAAGUUUUGCCGCCUUCUGAUGGACGAAGAAUCGCACAUGGCCUUUGACCUAUUGGUGCUGGUCAUGAUGCUAACAGUAAACGAAAUUAAAAGUGGAACCAUCGAGAAAAUCCUGCUAAACAAAAUCAAAAAGCGUCAUUUGUCCAUUUCGCACAUGAAAGAGCUGACCAAGCAGUUUGGUUGCGUUUUGACGGUUCAUAUGGAUUGUGUACUGGAUUUUGUUGAAUCCUGUCUCAAAGAAAGACACACGGAAGUGUGCGAGUUCGGGGUCCUUUCGAUGAGCUAUCUCUUCUCGGCGAACAACAUGAACAAUCGACUGGUGCUGAAUAAGCUGGUGGGAUUCAUGAGCGAGAUGGCAUUGAUUAAUGAAGGACACCGCAAUGACCACCUGAUCUCAAUAUGUAUGAAUGCUCUGUCAAGCAUCUACAAUAGCUACCCCAAUGACAUCCGAAACAAUGCGCACAUCCUGUUGAAAAUCAUGGACAUCUCAAUGGAUUUGAAUCUGCAGCAAUAUCGCACGGUUGUUAGUCUAAUCUGUGAGGCCAUUCAUGUUCCUGAUAGACCCAUAGGCGAUAACGAAACAUGGGAUAGUCUCAACAUUGUCAUCAAGAAACAGCUGCUGAGUACCAGCAAGGAUGUCAAAAAGAAAGGCAUCAUCGGUGUGGUACGAUUGAUUCGACAUCUGCUCAUAACCUGUACCGGAAAUGAUGAACUACCGUGCAGUUUCGAUUCCGAAAAGACUAUCGAUACGGUCAGCGGUAUUCCCACUAUUUCUGGAAGAGAGAUUGGCAAUAUGAUCAACCUACUUUUCACCUCGUCUAAUGAGUCCACGGAUGUUCUUGCCCUCUGCUAUGACGAACUGGCAGAAAUGCUCCAAGAUUUCGAACGCAACGUCGGCAAACCGGAGAAGGCCUUUACCAUCUGGUUGUGUGAUGUUCUAACAAACGAAUUCCAGAACUUCUUCAUCAUUGAAGAGGUUCCGCAAGGUGAUGUGGUUCAAUUUACCAAAAAACUCUGCAUCAAUGAUACAGCUGACGUGGAGAAUACGAACGCGGAAGCCUACGCAAUUUCGGUCAACAUUGCUGAGAACAUGCUGGCCUACAACAGUCGAUAUUCCUCGAUGUGCUUCUUUCUGGCGAUGUUCAAACUGAUGAAGGCAUUGCAAAUGAUUCGCUACGAUGGAAACCUGGAGUCAAUCAACGCCCUCCUAGGAUGCGCCAUCGUAGUUCCAUCCUUCUACGAUGAACCCGACGAAAAACAUCUGGUUGAAACAUUUGAAGAAGACGUGUGUCGACAAUUGCUGGAUGCCUACUUCUACAUCGCCAACUGGUUCCGAGAGCUGAUCAACGCCUUUAUUCACCAAACCGAUCCCUUGUUACAUCGAAAAGUUCUUCAAAGGCUAUCAGCUCUAGUUCAACUGGAACGUCGUCUAGCUGCGAUGCUGCGAACCGUCGACUUCGAUUACUAUCCACCGAUUUGCGAUUUCUCUGCCGGUACUCAAUCAAUGUCCUCGAGAGCCGCCAAAGAGUCAUCGUCCAAGCAGAACAUAACGCUUAAUGCUACGAAAACCCAACUGGAUACCACUGUCAAGCCUCGAUCUUCAAUCUCAUCAGAAUUCGAUGGCGAAACUUUGUUUUCUCGCCAUCGCCACGGAUUCAGAACCAUGGACAAUCAAGUCAUCCAACUUUUCCGUGAGGCAGUCCUGCUUUGUCAUGACCUACCGGAAAAUAAGGUCGGUGAAUGUCUGGGUCUAACAGAAUACCGAUUCCUGCUGGAAACCUUCACGAUCGAAGUCGAAUCCAAAGCUGAUCCCCGAGCGAAACAACACCUGGACAUCAAACUCAACGAUCUAAUAACAGCCCUUCCAUUUGCCGUCGAUAAUUAUAUCACAAUCAAGGCAAAACGAAAGGAACUUCACGUUUCUACGGUUCCGGACAGUCAAACUGAAUACAAAGCAUUGACUUGUUGUUCAAACCUGUCGCUCCGCUUGUUUACCGGCAUUCUUCUCCUACUGAAAGCUACGCCAAACGACCUCCGGGAUAACGCUCUAAAAGCAUUCGUGAAACUUGCUAUCUCGGAUGCACCGGAUAAAGAUGCUGCCGAACGAAUCUUAACUUCAGAAUUGACCCACAAGAACGCCUUCAAAGAUCUUCACAACGCGCACUGUCUCUUCAAAUUUGGCUUGGCCCUAAACAGCGUUUUCCCUGCUCCGAACAACCCAUCCAUCAUCGCCGCAUUCUGUCAGAAGUUCAUCUGCUCCCACUUCACCCCGAAAACCGGCACGGUUACACAACUAUCUCAGCUUCUCCAGGGACUAUUUACCGUCGUAGACUUUUCGAAAAUCAAACGCCUCACCAAAGCCCUUGCCGAUGACCUGACUUCGUCCAAGACUGAUGAAAAACUUUUCUCCGGUCUUCAACGCACCCACUAUUCGUUACUAUUCAAAGAACUGACCAAGUCCUUUAUCAAAUGCAUCCAAACGGAACUUCGGACCCGCCGCACAACCAUCCAAAAGUUCGUCCUGUGGGAACAAUCAUCGGAAAUCCUCAAACAAUUCUCCGAAGUCGCAAAACAAGCCGACAACCUUAAAAUCUACUCCUACUACAUGAAGUACUCCCACACCUACCUGAAGUUAUUCCAGCAAAGUGGCCUUAAAACCUUGGAAGAUGUCCUCAAGGUCUCAGCCGAUCGGGUUAGUCAUCUGCUGAGCAGUCUGCAACAUGGUACUCGCUAUCUGCACAACAUCUGCUGUCACACGAAAAACAUCAAGGACAACAGUCUGGCAGCGCAGAUUCCGUUCAUCCGGGAAACGGUGGAGACACUGAUCUAUAGCGUCAAGGCCUUACUGGCGGCGAACGAUUGCGCUUCGGUGUUCUGGAUGGGAAACCUGAAGAAUAAGGACCUGAAGGGAGACCUGAUUAUUUCGCAGAACGAUGAAGCGGAGAAUGACCUGGAGCAGGAAAGCGAAGAGUCUGACAUUGAAGAUUUUCUCAGUGACGAUCAAGAAGAUAAUCGACCGGCUGCUGCAGCAGCUUUGGGCAAGUCAGGCUCUGGAGCCAAGUCAUCGCAGAGUAAAUGUUUCUGAGGGUGGCGUGGUGAGUAAAUAGAUGAAAAAGACUACCAACGGAAACCCUGUUAUGCACAAUCAUAUAUUUUUAAACAUUGUUUAGUUAUUAUGCC
This is a messenger RNA of Ochlerotatus camptorhynchus, 4395 nucleotides long. It is a transcript of the gene Fancd2, whose product is annotated as Fanconi anemia group D2 protein homolog. The transcript is spliced from 2 exons. Gene Ontology annotation, biological process: mitotic intra-S DNA damage checkpoint signaling; double-strand break repair involved in meiotic recombination; interstrand cross-link repair. Gene Ontology annotation, cellular component: nucleus; condensed chromosome. Gene Ontology annotation, molecular function: DNA polymerase binding. Bases 62 to 4300 code for a protein of 1412 amino acids. The record is from RefSeq and is a predicted model, not a curated record. NCBI's taxonomy places the organism in Eukaryota, Metazoa, Arthropoda, Insecta, Diptera, Culicidae.